AUGAACAAGGUGGACAAGAUUCUAGACCAGUUCACAGACCCCUUGACUGGGUCAGUGCAUGGCGCCGUUUUCAUCGCAAUUGACAGUUCAGGGAAUGUCCUCUAUCGUCGUGCUGCCGGCAAAGCGAACCUUGAUGAUGAAAGGGCACCUGCUUUGCAGAUCGAUUCUCUGUACUGGAUUGCUUCCAUGACAAAGCUGGUGACCGCAGUGGCUGUGAUGCAACUUGUGGAGCGAGGCAUUGUAUCACUUGAAGAUGAUGUCCGGGCAAUAGUCCCCGAGCUCCGCGAUAUACAAAUUCUAGAAGAUAUGAGGAACGGUGUAAGUCUCAUGUGUCAUACAGCCGGCUUCGUGUAUGACAGCUCAUCGCCACUGCUGCAACAGUGGUCUAAAUCCCAGGGUCGAACAGCAUACACAUUUUGUGGCAGCAUGGCUGGCUACCAUCACCCGCUACUUUUCGAGCCCGACACCUCUUGGGGAUAUGGGGCUGGCUUAGAUUGGGCUGGUCGAGUGAUGGAAUGCGUGACAAAUUCUACUCUGGAGGAUUAUAUGCGGACGCAUAUCUGGUCUAAGCUUGGCGUCGUGUCAACAACCUUCCACCCAGAACUGUACCGCGAGACGCUUCCACCACAAAUGGGAAUGGGAUAUCGCGUGAGCGUCGGCCAGGGUGUCAAGUCUCUGAAGUCAGGCCCUGUCAUCCUCAAACAGCCAGCGCAGCAUGAUCUUGGGGGUAUAGGGCUCUUCAGCACGCCGAUGGAUUUUGUCAAGUUACUAUCGGCGCUUCUGGGUGGUGGACACCCACUGCUCACUCGAGAGAGUGUCGAUAUUCUACUGCAGCCACAGCUCAAUGAUGCAUCUCGUGAAGCAAUGCCGAGACCUCUUGGAGCUCAGAUGAGACGGGUGUUGGCAAUCCAAGACGUUGGCGACACCCAACAGGCGGAUCAUUCUCUUGCUGGGACAAUCGUCUUGAAGGAUAUUGCUGGUCGGAGGCGAGCUGGUACGGUCAACUGGAGUGGGCUACCGAAUUUGCACUGGUGGAUCGAUCGGCAAACAGGUAUCGCAGCUACGUUAUUCACGCAGGUCAUGCCACCGGGAGAUGCCGCUGCCACUAGCCUUCUUAUUAAUUUGGAAGAGAGUCUUUAUGCAGCGUUGGACGAGGGUGCUGCCCGUAUGGAUGUUUCUGUGAAACUAUAG
Molecule: messenger RNA, 1191 nt
Organism: Aspergillus pseudonomiae
Lineage: Eukaryota; Fungi; Ascomycota; Eurotiomycetes; Eurotiales; Aspergillaceae
Product: serine hydrolase domain-containing protein
Exons: 6
Coding region: 1-1191 (396 amino acids)
Source: RefSeq, a predicted model, not a curated record